Molecule: messenger RNA, 1516 nt
Organism: Cajanus cajan (pigeon pea)
Lineage: Eukaryota; Viridiplantae; Streptophyta; Magnoliopsida; Fabales; Fabaceae
Product: Tetratricopeptide repeat (TPR)-like superfamily protein
Molecular function (GO): Hsp90 protein binding
Source: RefSeq, a predicted model, not a curated record
GGAACAAACAUCUUCGUGGUAAACCCUACAUAAAAUUAGGAACCAGAAUCCCAGUUCACAGGUUACAAGGUUCAAACUACAAAGAUCAUCGAUGGCAGAAACGAAAGAAGGGUCAGGUCCGGAGAUGUCUCUGAAGGAUCAGGGCAACGAGUUUUUCAAGUCAGGAAAGUAUCUCAAAGCUGCUGCACUCUACACUCAAGCCAUCAAGCAAGACCCUUCAAACCCUACUCUCUAUAGUAAUCGUGCAGCAGCAUUGCUACAAUUGGAUAAGCUUAAUAAAGCUCUUGAUGAUGCUGAGAUGACAAUCAAACUAAAACCUCAAUGGGAAAAGGGAUAUUUCAGGAAGGGAAGCAUAUUGGAGGCCAUGAAACGAUACGAUGAUGCUUUAGCUGCCUUUCAGAUAGCAUUGCAGUAUAACCCACAAAGUCAAGAAGUAUCAAAAAAGAUAAAGAAGAUAAACCAACUGGUGAGAGAUAGCAAGCGAGCUCAAGAAGUGGAGAACAUGAGAUCCAAUGUUGACAUGGCCAAACAUUUAGAUACAUUGAAACCUGAAAUGUCUGGAAAGUAUGGAUCUGAAGAAUGCUGGAAAGAUAUGUUCUUAUUCCUUGUUGAAACUAUGGAGACUUCUGUAAAAUCAUGGCAUGAAACUUCUUCAGUGGAUGCUAGAGUUCACUUUCUUCUUGAUAUGGAAAAGACACAGACCGAUAAGUAUGCCCCAGUUGUGAAUAUUGAUAAGGCCUUUGAAUCACCACAUACACAUAGCAACUGCAUUUCAUUUCUUAGACAGUACGCUGAGGAGUCUUUUUCCAAAGCAGCCUGCUUGGUGACUCCCAAAAGCAUCAUUGCUUAUCCACAGGUCUGGAAGGGACAAGGAUCAAGAAAGUGGAAACAUGCCCAGAGUGAUGGUUUCUUUGUUCAAUUUGAGUCACCUUCCCUGCGAAAGCUAUGGUUUAUACCCAGUUCAAAUGAAAAGGGACAGACAUUGUGCAGGGAUCCAGAGGUUUUGGACAUUGGUGCACAUGAAGUUCUUCCCCGGUUAUUCAAAGAAAACAUGCCCCGUUCUUAGAGUACUUCACUGGUACUUGGUGUAUAUUUAUUCCAUAAGGUAAAAAUGACAGGCUCAGACGACGGUUUGCAUGUUCAAUGAAUACAGAUACAAUUUGGUGCCGAUGUUUUGUUGUCUUGGUAUGUGACAAAUGCUGGCAGGAUGUAUGCUCCAUAAUUUUGUGAGAUCUGUUUAUUUAUUUAUUUAAUUAUUAUAAACUAUCCAAUCCAUUAAGGACAUGCAUUUUUGGUAAUCUUUUUAUUGUUUGUUUGCUCUUCUCUGUUCUUGUGGUUUGGAGACUUUGGCAUUUAGUUUGUUCACUUCAGAUGACUCUUCUUUGUUGCCAAGGCAAGUUUCAAGUAGUCAGUCAGCAAUUAGCAUAGGUAUUUUAUCUGUAUUUUAUUUUGGUCCAGAUAUGAAUAUUGAAUUUGGUGGUUAAUGUUCAGUUUAGAUCAACAAUUUGUUUUUGUA